This is a messenger RNA of Schistosoma intercalatum, 470 nucleotides long. NCBI's taxonomy places the organism in Eukaryota, Metazoa, Platyhelminthes, Trematoda, Strigeidida, Schistosomatidae. The record is from the annotation of a GenBank genome assembly.
AGAACAUUGUUUAAAUAAACUUUAUUACAUAAUCAUCUAUUCGUAUAGAUUAAGAGUUUAUACUCAUAUUACUUAUUCUAAGAAAUCAUGAAUAGAAUGAUCAUUAGUGUAUUCUGUAUAUGUAUUUGUUCAAUUAUAACAAAUGCUAAUGCAGUUCCAACACACACGACCACUGUUGAGGUUAAUAGUCUUUCCUUCAAAGAAAAAAUUAUCAACUUAUACAAAAAUUGGAUGAAUGAAAAAGAUUAUAAUCCACCAAAAGAGAGUGAAUUCUAUGAAAGAUUUUGGGAAUUAUUUAAACACUGUUUUUUAAAUUCAGAACAAUUAAGGAAAAUUCUGCCAUUUUGAAUUCGGAUCAAAUUUGAGUUCAUUAUGAAUGAGACUGCUUACACAAUUGAUGAAGUUUGUUUUUUUGUUCAAUGAAAAAAUGAUGAUACAUUUAAGCUGUGAAAUAUAUUCAUAUACGAGAA